AUGAAGUGUACCAAGUGCGACGAAGAGAUUGACGAAGAUGAAGACAACAUUGUCGAGGCAGUCAUCAGCUCCAUACAAAGGUGCAGCAUAUGCGCUGACCAGCUGAGCGGCUGGUACUUCGAGAAGAAUGGCGAGCUCUACUGUCGCAAGGACUACUACCACCGCUUUGGCGAGCGCUGUCGCCACUGUCAGUCUGUGAUGUCGGGACCGGUGAUGGUGGUGCACCCGGGCGUCGGCGAGGUCAAAUUUCACCCUGAAUGCUUCAAAUGCACAUCCUGUAGCUCCAUCAUUGGCGACGAUGAGUCCUACGCGUACGUCGAGCAGAGUCAGCUGUACUGCAACGGGUGCUUCUGUCCUGACGCCGACGGCACCGCCACCACCAAGGGAACCGUCUUUGACGAACAUUCUGGUCAUCAUCAUCACCACCACCACCACCACCAUCACCACCAAUCAGCUGAUGCGGCUGAGCAGACGGCCUUGCUCGACAGCAAAGAUAGCGGCCGGCGAAAGGAUCAGCUGCCACCUCGGCCUGACGGCCUGCCUCGGUGCUACACCAUCGCCGCCAGCAGUGCAAAGGAGUCCACCGUCGACAGGCAAUCACUUUCCUCAAACAGUAUUAGCAGUAUGAAGAAGCUGAACGCUCUGAGGCCUAACUCUGCCACUGCCGCAUCCAUCGCUAUCACCGCCACCACCGCCACUACUACCAGCACCACCACUGUGACUGAGGAGUGUGCUAGUGCAGGCAACGGUAGUGCUGACAUUGUCAGCAAUGGCGGCAUCACCACCACAAUGACCCCCAACUCUAAGUCAAUUGAAAAUAAUCGCCUCAAGUCCCGGUCACUGGAGAAGAGACAGCGAAAUCGCGAGCGAUCAUCAUCGCUGUCGAGGCUGCUGGAGACGAUUCGCCUGGGCUCCACCGAGUCGUCGUCGGCGUCACCGUCGACGACCUGCGACAAGGCAGUCAACGGCAGUGAGUGCAACGGUGGCCAGUCGACGUCCUCCACUCCCUCAUCCUCUUCGCCCUACCACCCCGCAAGCACUCACCAUCAGCUGACCAUGUCACACUCUCAGUCCUCCUCAUACUUUCCCACUCGGAAUGGCCUUCAACUGGGCAGUCACUACCGAGACAAGGCGGCUAGCAAUUCACUCUCACGCACCAAGAGCUUCCGCGUGGAGCCAAAGGCGUAUCGCAUCUUUCGCGCUGCAGAUCUAGUCAAGGGCGCCCUCCUCGGUCGGGGCUUUUUCGGCGAGGUCUUCGAGGUCACCGACAAGGUGACCCAGGAGAAGAUGGUGCUGAAGGAGCUGUACCACAACGAUCGCGAGGCCGAGACCAACUUUGUCCGCGAGGUGUCCAUUCUGAAGUCGCUGAGCCACAAGAACGUGCUCCAGUUUAUUGGCAUCCUCUAUCGCGGAAAGAAGCUCAACAUGAUCACCGAGUACAUCACCGGUGGUACGCUGCGGCAGCUCAUUCAGGACGAGAGUCGACCAAUCUGGUGGCCGGAGAGGCUCGUUUGGGCGCGUGACAUUGCCUCGGGCGUCAACUACCUCCACUCGAUGUCACUCAUUCACAGGGAUCUAAACUCGCAGAACUGUCUGGUGCGAGACGACGGCACAGUAGUGGUCGCUGACUUUGGUCUCUCCAAGAUCACCUCAGUCAACGGGGUCAGUGGUGGCGGCGGUGGCAGCGGAGAGGAGAACCUGUCGACGACUGCCGCCGAUUCACCCAACAACGACAACAAUCAGCAGUUGAAUGCGAGCCAGCUGGCAAAGAUGAACCGCCGUCGUGAUCGGCGAAAGCGCUACACAAUAGUGGGCAAUCCUUUCUGGAUGGCCCCCGAGAUGAUGCACCGCAACAAGUACGACGAACGGGUGGACAUUUACUCCUUUGGAAUUAUUCUGCUCGAGAUCAUUGGCUCAGUCAACGCCGAUCCCGAUGUGUUGAAGCGUAAUCGAGACUUUAGCGUCGACAGGAAGCACUUUCUGGAGAACUACGUGAAAAAGUCCUGUCCAGAGAUUUUUUGGCGCAUCGCCUUUCUCUGCACUGAAAUGAACCCAGACAUGAGACCGCCGUUCAACGUACUCGAGCGCUGGUUUCAGCUUAUUUGCAGUAGUCUGCACCACUGUCAGCACAGCCAACAGCAGAAUGAUGCAGCACCUGAACCCUUUUUAACUUUGGCGUCGGCAACUGCGACAGUCGACCAGCACAAUCAUCACCACAACCACCAACAGUGCCGUUUCAGUGGUCACAUUCCAGAGGAGAUUAUCAAUGAGGUGGCCAACUACAACAGCUGUAGUAGUAGUGGGCAGCAGCAGCUAACUAACGGUAGUCAGACGGCAGCGGCGGUUGCAGUUGCCACUCCCACGACGACGACAACCAGUAAUUCCUCCCUACUUAGCGACACUGUUGCUUAG
Rhagoletis zephyria (snowberry fruit fly) is the source of this 2412-nucleotide messenger RNA. The record is from RefSeq and is a predicted model, not a curated record. NCBI's taxonomy places the organism in Eukaryota, Metazoa, Arthropoda, Insecta, Diptera, Tephritidae.